This is a messenger RNA of Iphiclides podalirius (scarce swallowtail), 3138 nucleotides long. The record is from the annotation of a GenBank genome assembly. NCBI's taxonomy places the organism in Eukaryota, Metazoa, Arthropoda, Insecta, Lepidoptera, Papilionidae.
AUGGCAAAUAAAGUCGACAACAAUUUUAAAGUGAACCCCGAGAAAGUUCCUCUAGAAACAGAUCAAGGUAUUUUGGAAAGCGAAGAAAGAAAAUGGGGAAUGCCUUUAAAAGAAGUUUACAAACAUGGACUCGCAUUUUACAAAGACAAGGAAGGUAAAGCUAUGCACUUGAGUUAUGAAGAUAAAUUAAAACUUGUGGCUUACACACAACAAACAUCACAUGGACCAUUAGAUAUAAAUUCAGCACCACCCCUUGGAGUUUUGGAUGUUAUUGGUCGGGAUAGAAGAUCAGCUUGGCAAGCUCUAGGACAAAUGUCACAAUUUCAGGCUAUGGCUGGAUUUGUGCACACUUUAGACAGGCUAUGUCCACUAUUCCGACCAUACUUAGAGGCAAUACAAAAGGACUUAGAGGACAAGAAGCAGCAACAAUUAAAAAAACAUGAGGAAGAAAGGGCCCAUUUGGAAUUACAGAAUAGAAUAAUAUUAGAAAAGCAAAAACAACAGAGUACAAAACUCACUGAGGAGCAACAAGUGCAAAGAAUAAAGGAUGCUUUAAAUGCGCAAACAUAUGACCAAUUUCUUGAGUAUGCUCAACAACAGUUUCCUGGUAACUUUGACCAGCAAGCGGUCCUCAUAAGGCAACUACAAGACCAACAUUACCAACAAUAUAUACAACAGCUUGCAGUAGAUAAGAGACUAGCAAAUUCCAAUUUAAAGAAUAAGUUAGACGAUGAUAAAGAAAAUGAAAAUUCCUUAGAAGUGACAACUGAGGACUCUAAUUUAAAUAUUUCUGAUGAAAUAGAAUUUACAGUUAACAAAUCCAUGCAGACAUCAGACAAGACACAGAUAUCAGAGUAUAAUGAAGAAUCCAAAGCUGAAGAAGAAUCUGAAGAUGACGGUUUCCCCGCGGUGGAGGAGGCGAGGAUGUGGACGCGCGGCGACAUAGGUCUGUUCAAAGAGUCGGCACGCGCUGGCGGCGGCCGGCUGACCGUGGGCCAAGGCGAGACCGUCACCGUAAGGGUGCCGACACACCGGCGCGCGCGCUGCCUCUGCUGGGAGUUCGCCACGGACAACUACGACAUAGGAUUUGGUCUUUACUUCGAGUGGAGCAAAUCGCCGACGAGCGAAGUCACAAUCCACGUGUCGGAGAGCGACGAGGAAGACGUUGACGACGAUGGCUACGGAGACGAAGAAUUCACCAUUCAGAACAACACUACUGAUCCGGAAAUCGGUGGCGAGAGACGCGCGCUCAGCCACUCCCGGCCUCUAGUGAGCCUCGUAGUGCCAAUCUAUCGGCGCGACUGUCAUACAGAGGUGUAUGCGGGAUCGCACACCUACCCAGGCGAAGGAGUAUAUCUGUUGAAAUUCGAUAACACAUACAGCCUCUGGCGAUCGAAAACGUUAUAUUACAAGACUGCAAAAAGAAUUGACCUGAAGUCAAAAAGUUCAGAAAUUAAGCGUUUAUUUUCUUUGGCAGCGCCUGAAAAAUGGACUUUAACUGGUGCAAUUGGUUUCUUGAUUGUUUCAUCGAGUGUGACAAUUGCAGUGCCAUUUUCAUUAGGCAAAGUGUUAGACAUAAUUUAUAGCAGUACAAAUGAUCUGGGUGCAGGCCAGAGAAUGACUCAGUCACUUCGCAAGAAAGCAUAUGCAGCGAUACUACGACAGGAACCAGCUUGGUUCCACAAAACGUCGACUGGAGAGCUUGUAAAUCGUCUGUCAGCUGAUACUCAAUUAGUUGGCCGUAAUCUUAGUCAAAAUGUUAGUGAUGGUUUACGUUCAUUAUUAAUGACUGUGGCCGGUUCUGGAAUGAUGUUCUAUAUGUCGCCUUCUCUGGCGACCAUCGGCCUGUGCGUCGUUCCCCCUGUGUCCAUGCUCGCAGUGGUCUACGGACGCUUCGUUCGGAACAUCACGAGACAACUUCAAACCACAUUGGCCGAGACCAGCGAGCUAGCCGAAGAGAAGAUAUCGAACAUAAAAACGGUGAAAGCGUUUAGCAAGGAGCAAAAGGAAUGCGAAUCGUACGCGCAACGGAUCGAGAAUGUUCUAAAGCUUGCUUACAAGGAGUCCUUGGCCGUUGGCAGUUUUUACGGACUGACAGGGCUGGCGGGAAACUCCAUAAUAAUACUGGUGCUGUACUACGGGGGCAGUAUGGUGGCAACGGAACAGCUGACCGUUGGCCAUCUAACCUCGUUCCUCCUUUACGCCGCCUACGUGGGGAUAAGCAUUGGGGGUCUCAGCGGGUUUUACACCGAACUGAACAAGGGGCUGGGCGCCGCUACCAGGCUCUGGGAAAUCAUGGACCGAAGACCAUUGAUCCCCGUGACGGGAGGGCUGAGGCCCGAUACGAGGCCGAAGGGCGAGGUGGUCUUGGAGGGGGUGACCUUCUCGUACCAGGGCGCACCCUUGAUCAAGGGGAUGGACCUGAGACUCACCCCCGGGAAGUCGAUAGCGCUCGUCGGCCGCUCAGGGUGCGGCAAAAGCACGAUAGCCUCGCUAAUAAUGAGGCUUUACGACCCGGAGAGGGGUCGAAUACUCCUGGACGGUGUCGACAUCCGCGAAUUGGAUCCCGCGUGGCUGCGCAGCCACAUUGGUUUCGUCAGUCAGGAACCUGUUCUAUUUAGCGGAUCAAUAAAAGAUAACAUAUUGUAUGGUGCCAUUGACGACCACGAGGAGAUGAUAGAAAAUGACGGCAAGGUGGAGCCGGCGUGGCUGGUGGCGGCGCGCACCGCGCAGCUGCAGGAGGUGGGCGCGGCGCGCGACGGCUGGCUGCGCGAGGUGGGCGCCGGCGGCUCGCAGCUCAGCGGCGGCCAGAAGCAGCGGGUGGCGAUCGCGCGCGCCGUCGUCAAGAACCCCAAGAUCCUGAUACUGGACGAGGCGACCUCCGCGCUCGACUCGCACUCCGAGUACCUAGUGGACAAGGCGCUGAAGGACAUCAGCAGGGACCGCACCGUGCUCACCAUAGCGCACCGCCUCAGCACCAUACAGUCGGCCGACGAGGUGGCCGUGAUCGACGACGGCCGCGUGGUCGAGCGCGGCCCCUACUCGGAGCUGAUGGCGCGCGAGGGCGGCGUCUUCCGCGAGCUCAUCACCCACCAGGCUUUCGCGGCGAACAAACGCGAGAUGCAACACAACGGCCAA